GACAAGCCGAGCCUGCAGUGUGUUUGAUGUUCCUUGAAAGCACGCGUUUGCAGAUGCUGAACACGUUCUGAUUUUGUUUAUAAUUGUACAAAUACUUUCCUCUGGAUCUUGUAAAUUUUUGUGUUAAAUAUUGCAAAAAAGGAGCGCACUAUGUCGAAAAAUGGGACUUUGUUGACAGAAGUCACGAAACAACUGUCUUCUGCACACAUCAAAGAUGCCCGGGAAUUGAGUUUUGCGGGCCAACAUCAGAAGUUGAACACCGAGAAAGAAGCGUAUGCUUUUGUCGCUGCAAUUAAGGAAGCUGGUGCAGAUCUCGAGUGCCUUUGUCUUGAAGGCAAUACACUGGGUCAAGAUGCGGCGAAGGCUAUUGGUAAGGCACUCGAAGGAUGCCCCCGUCUCAAGCGUGCCCUCUGGAAGGACCUCUUUACCGGACGCUCAAAAGCCGAGAUUCCCGACGCCUUGCGGUUCCUCACCGGUGGCAUCUUGUUGUCACAAGCGCAGUUAGUAGAGUUGGACUUGAGUGACAACGCGUUCGGACCAAUCGGAGCCGAGGCGCUGCUCGUUUUCCUCGGAUCUAAAGCCUCCUGGUCUCUGGAGAUCCUGAAACUGAACAACAACGGUCUGGGCCCCGCUGGGUCCCAAAUGUUGUUUGGUGCCCUCGGGAAAUCUGUGAAAGAAAGCAGGAAGGAUCCAUCCCAGUCCGGCAUGCCACUCAAGGUCCUCGUAUGUGGUCGAAAUCGUCUGGAGAACGUCGGUGCUACUGCUCUUGGGGAUCUGCUUAAGGAACUUGGUACGUUGGAGGAAAUACGGCUCCCUCAGAAUGGCAUAUUCAAAGAAGGAAUAGAAGCACUAGCGAAAGGACUGGAGCACAACAAGAGACUGCGUCUGCUCGACCUCAACGAUAACAUCCUCACGCCUGCCGGAGCUAAGAGUGUUGCCCGGGCGCUGCGUAAUUUCGAAGAGCUCGAGGAACUUAAUCUCGGCGACUGUCUGCUCAAAACGAAGGGAGCGCAAGCCAUAGCGAAAGUGCUGAAAGAGGGACAUACGAAACUCAAAAACGUAUAUCUCGGCCACAACGAGGUCUCCCGAUCGGGCGGCCUAGCGAUAGUCGAGGCUCUAUCCAACAAAGAAUCUCUCGACGUGCUCGAGCUGGACGGAAACCGCUUUGGCUCCCAGGGCAUUGCGGAACUGGAGGCUGCCAUGGAAGCCGCGGGAAAGAUUGACAAGCUGUGCGCCUUCAGUGAUGAUGAGGGAACCUCUGAAGAUGAGGCAGAUGAAGAUGAAGAGGAGGAGGAACACGAAGAAGCGGGUGACGUGUCUGAAGGCUCCUCUGCGCCGGUAGAGGCCAGCGAAUUUCUGGCUGCGCCGACAGCGUCUAAGCUGAAGCAAAUGGGUGCUAACAGAGCACAGAAACUCGUUGAACAUGUACAGAAGGAGAACUCUGGUGCCGAGGAAGCGUAUUUGGAAGCCUUCUUCAAACUGUCCUCGGUGCUGGGUUCCGAAGAAGCUGAGGGCGUUCGUGAGAUGGCCCAUUCUUGUGCAGACGCCCUCCUUGGAGCGGCCUUCGAGAAAGCCGCAGACGGUGGUCACCUGGCAACUCUCGUGAAUACGCUGUUGGUGCGUCUGGGUCUCAUGAAGGACGAAUGUCACAAGAGCAAAAAGGAAUCUACACCAUCACCUACGGGUGCCCUGCUGCUGCUGUCGGACGUGGUGAAGCAGAAAUAUUUCGCACCCCUCGCGCGGGAUGCACUAGUAUUACUCUUAUCUAAACCAAAUCCUCGACUGGAAGCGCCGAGGGAGCGACGAGCAUGCAGCAACCUCCUAAGGGUGUUGUACCAGGCGUGAUCCCUGCCUCCAGUCGAGCCCUCCGUGAGUCUGAACAUCCACCAUUGAGAAGUCGAGUUAAAGAAAUUCAUACAAUGCUAUUGGAACAGCAUCAUUCAGUAAUUGUGCAUAUUAUUGUAGGACUACGGCUGAUGCAGUCUCGUGACAUGUUAAUAACAAUAAAUUCAGUCUAUGUCAGA
This is a messenger RNA of Ornithodoros turicata, 2024 nucleotides long. RefSeq names its product ran GTPase-activating protein 1-like. Lineage: Eukaryota; Metazoa; Arthropoda; Arachnida; Ixodida; Argasidae. The record is from RefSeq and is a predicted model, not a curated record. Gene Ontology annotation, biological process: signal transduction; nucleocytoplasmic transport; activation of GTPase activity. Gene Ontology annotation, cellular component: cytosol; perinuclear region of cytoplasm; nucleus. Gene Ontology annotation, molecular function: GTPase activator activity; small GTPase binding. The transcript has 12 exons. Bases 151 to 1845 code for a protein of 564 amino acids.